Orcinus orca (killer whale) is the source of this 2365-nucleotide messenger RNA. RefSeq names its product C-type lectin domain family 12 member B-like. NCBI's taxonomy places the organism in Eukaryota, Metazoa, Chordata, Mammalia, Artiodactyla, Delphinidae. The transcript is spliced from 12 exons. The record is from RefSeq and is a predicted model, not a curated record. The coding region runs from base 1345 to 2190 and encodes 281 amino acids.
UCACCCUCCGGUCCCCCCGCCCAGCCCCGCUUCCUUCUAAGCAUCUGCACUCCUGGCUCAGUGUGUCAGCAUUUCUGUAUUGCAGUCCUGGCUCUUUCACUAUUUACAGACCCCUCGAAGAAAGAGAAAAAAAUGAAUAUUUACUUAUUUUUGAAGUCUAAGAAAUCCUAGCUGUAGUGCUAAUCUAAUUGAAUUCUUCCAGAUACGUAAAGUGAGUGACAUUCUUAUUGAACGUGUGAAGAAACAGGCUUGAAGAUUUGGAGUGAUGAGUUCAAAUUUUUACAGCUAGAAAGGAUUUGAAUCUUGGACUUCAAAUAAUAGUAUUUAACGUUUAAUGAACAUUAGCAUUAGGUCUGGUUAGCGCUUUAUAUACCCUACAAUCUUGGGAAGCAAAAGCACUAUUUUACUUUCGUCGAAUCUGAGGUUUAAAAAAGUGAAGUGACUUGCCUCAAGUCACACAUAGAAGUGAGGGCUGGUAUUUCAAGCCAGAUCUGCCCGGUUCCAGAAUUCAUGCUUGGUGGCAAGAGAUUUGUUGAAAAUCCAGGCUCUUCUGAAUCCAACGCCCAUCUGUGCUCUAUGUAUUCAAUCGGGCCUGAUUUUAAACAUGGGUCAAGAAUUAGCAAUAAUGUGUUCUUUGGUAAGUCAAUUACCUUCUUAACAUUAGUUUCUUCAUUUGUAAGAGGGGGAUGAUAGUAAGUAGCUGUCAGCGCUGGGAGGUUUCAAUAUGGUUAUACACACAGCAGUCCUCCAGCAAAUGAUGGCAUCUCUCUCUGCCACCUUUUGACAACCAUUACUAUUUCUCCCACCCCUACUCCCUAUGUUCUCUCAGCAGACUUCGUUCAUUUCUGGCAUUGGGAUUGAGGGCUCGGGAUCUUUCUGUUUUGAGAUUGACAAAGUCAAUCCAGGAUGAGGGUAAAGAGAGAAGAAAAUGCACAGCAGUCAGUGUUCCUGAAGUGUCCAGACUCCACUCAUGAAACUUUGUGUGAUUGAAUUAAAUUAGUCUCUGGGAGGUAAUUCAGCUGACUGCCUGCCCAUGAUGACAAGUGGCAGACUCAAUGGGUCUGGCUCAUAGAAACAGACUUAUAGAAAUGAAUUUCUUUUCACUGGAAGAUUAUAGGUCUUCACGUGAGAGAUGAGUGAUCAAGAAGGGACUUAUUCCAUCCUGAGAUUUCUUCAGUCACCUUCGGAGUCACAAAAUAGAUCAAGGCCUGGUAGUACCCAAAGCCCUGGCAAGACUGACGGAAAAGGAGGAUAGUGGAAGAAAUAUCUCUUCAUUCAUCCGCCAACAACUUUGUAAGCUCUCCUUCACCUUUGGGAUAAAGAAAUCAUCCAAAAGUCUCCACAAUGUCAACUGCUUCAGACUGUGAUCAACCUCCAGAAAACACAGAGCAGACAGAGACAAUCCCUAUUGUGGAUGUGGAAGAGCCUCUUGCCCUUCCUCCUCCUCCUCCACCUGAGGAUGAAUGGCGCCCGAUUCCUGAGCACACCAAUGUGGAUGCCUCUCGUUUUUCCUUCUCUCUAUGUGGAAUAACCCCUGUGAUCCUGGGAGUGUUCAGCCUGCUGCUCUUGAUGUUGUGUGGAUUCUUUGGUUAUCACUACUUUCAAAGUGUUCAGGAAUCAGAGAGCAAGAUGAAGAGCCUUAUCCAACAGACUGAGUCUUUGCAAAACAAAGAGGAAAACUUUCUUCAGGUCCUAAAAGCUCUUGAGCAAAAUAAAGAAAUCUUACAGCAGCUCCAAAAACAGAAUGAGUAUAUCACUGAGGCUCUACAAGAACUAAAUGUGGAACAAGGAGACAGGUGUGGACCUUCUCUGAGUCACUGGGUACAAUACAGAGACCACUGCUACCACCAAACUGUGCAAAUUGUUUCUUGGUUAGAGUGUUCGGAUCUUUGCAUCUCUUUGAAUGCUACAUUUUUAAAGACAGAAAGGAGUAGAUUGAUGUACAUCAUGAAGUUACUUGCAGCAAAUCACACUUGGCUUGGCCUGUCUUAUAAUGAAGAGGACAAUCAAUGGAAGUGGGUGGAUGGCUCCCUUCCUUCUCCUGGCCUGAGUCUACCAAAGCCAAGUACGGAUUUCCAGGGGAAUUGUGUGUAUGCAAAUGUGAACACUGUUGGCAUGGAUACCUGCACUAUGUCCUCUUCAUGUGUGUGUGAGAAGCCUGUCUGUGCUAAACACUCAGAAGAAAGUUAAAAAAAAACUGAUGAGAAACUGAUAAAUGACUUCAUGAUAGAAGAAGCCAGAGUCUAGAGUUAAAGGAGAAAAAACAGAGAAGCACAGAAAACUUAGAAACUCAGAACCUGUUUGAUUUUCUGAGAGUUAUAUAAAUGAAUUAAAAAAAUAUCAUUUGUCAUAAAUACUUAGUCUU